GCCGCCGCCGCCCGGCUUGCCGAGCCCCUUCCCCGGCGGCGAGCGAGCGAGCCUCUGCUCCUUCCCCUUCCUCGCACACUUCCUCCGGCCGCGCUCACUUCCUCCGAGGCGACGAGCAGCAGCAGCAGCAGCAACAGCAGCAGCGACGGCGCCGCCCGGCCGGCCGAGCGCCAUGAGCCCAGAUUUCUGAAGGCUAGAGGAGAGGAGGUGUCAGGGCAGCUGCGAUGCAGAGCAUCAAGUGUGUGGUGGUGGGGGAUGGGGCGGUGGGCAAGACCUGCCUGCUCAUCUGCUACACGACCAACGCCUUCCCCAAGGAGUACAUCCCCACCGUCUUCGACAACUACAGCGCCCAGAGCGUGGUGGAUGGCCGGACAAUCAGCCUCAACCUGUGGGACACGGCCGGCCAGGAGGAGUACGACCGCCUGAGGACGCUCUCCUACCCGCAGACCAACGUCUUCAUCAUCUGCUUCUCCAUCGCCAGCCCUCCCUCCUACGAGAACGUCAAGCACAAGUGGUACCCGGAGGUGUGCCACCACUGCCCCGACGUUCCCAUCCUGCUGGUGGGCACCAAGAAGGACCUCCGCUCCAGCCCAGAGGCGGUGAAGAAGCUGAAGGAGCAGAACCAGGUGCCCGUCACCACCCAGCAGGGCGUCAGCCUCUCCAGGCAGAUCCACGCCGUCAAGUACAUGGAGUGCUCGGCCCUCAACCAGGAGGGCAUCAAGGAAGUCUUCACGGAGGCUGUCCGCGCCGUCCUCAACCCGGCCCCCGUCAAGGCCAAGAGACCCUGUGCGCUCUUGUGAAGGCGGACGCUGCCCAGCGCGGACGCUGCCCGCCAGGGCCGCAAACGGGUGAGCCUCGGGGUGGCUGGCCGUUCGGGGCUGGGGGAAGAGGGUCUCCUUAUCCUGUUGCCCCUCCUGAACGAAGGAUCCACACCCCUCCUCCUCUUUCUUCCCCAGAUGUGACUUUUCCUUUCCGUCUUUGCCAGCCAACGCCACUGUUUCUGCCCAGAUCCCCUGAUUCAAAUGACUAGAAAGGGAGAUCGCAACCUCUGGAAGGCAUGAGCCGUUCGGCAGCGAAGGAGGUGGGCUCGCCUUCCUCGGGGGCUUUUCAGCAGAGGUUGCCAGGGAUUCUUGAGCUGCGGGGUGGUCUAGCAGCCCUCGGGGGGGGGGUCCCUUCCAAUGCUAUUAUUCUGUGGCUCAGCUCGUUUGAAUUAGGCAGGGACCUGAGGCCACAGGUGACACUGCAGCGUUUGCACUAAUGGCCUGCACAGUUUCCCUGGGACGACAACAGUGCUUCCUUGGUGGCUCAGGCCCCCCAACACCACUUCCGUCUCUGGCUGCUGGGACCUCAUUUCCCCCUCUUCUUUUGGGGCAAAGCCUUUUGGGGGGCUUCCAAGCCACCACUCCGCUCAAGCUCUUGAGAACCUGAUGGACCUCAGAAACUUAUUGCCAGAAAGGACAGCCCCCAGGAGACGAUGGCAAGGCAGACAGACGCAGCGACCCGGGGGGGGGGGUUCAUCCAACCCCCCAAAAACUUUACUCUUGGGAGCCCACAGCCACACAGAGAGCUGAGAUUCGGCAGGGAAGUUCUAAGCACUGAGAUGACCCCCACCCCACCCCCUGCGACUACUCCAUGACAAUUUGGGACUUGGCAGCUGUCAACAGAGAAGCUUCCUUUGCAGUCCUCCCUCCCUCUCCUCCGGUGGGGGCACCUCGAUGGUUCUCAGGGCUUCUGGGGGGGUGUGCUGAUCUCCCUGUCUCCAUCUCCCCACUUGCCUUUCUCCAAAUCGAGCCCUAGCUGGCAGCUGCACCAAUUGCACCUGAAGUACCUACUUGCCUUAAGGAACCUGCGGUGAAAUGCAGGACACACACCUGUUUACAGAGCCCGACGCUUGGGGUUUUGUGCGUGUGCCUGUUUCAACUUCCUAAGGGGCUUCCUGGAGCCCAGCCUUUGCAAACCUGGCGCCUUCCUGCGGCUUUGGACUACAACUCCCGUCAGCCCCAGCCAGUCCAUGAAUUACUGCCAUGCCCUCUGCGUGGGGCUUCCCUUGCUGCUGAUCCGGGAGCCGCAGUCAGUGCAGAAUGCUGCAUGCAGCACAAUUGCUGACGGGAGUGAGAACCCCUGUGCUCAGAGAUCUGCACCGGCUGCCAAUCUGCUUCUGGGCUGAGUUCAAGGUGUUACUAUUACAAUAUAAAGCCCUUAAUAACUUGGCGCCUGUUUACCUGCAAGAUCGCAUGACCACAACCUCUUUGAUCAGCAGAAUUGGCGUCAUACCUGUUCCGCAUUGGCGAGAACUCAAAUCUCUCAGUGUGGCAGCUUCUACGCUUUGGAAAUCCCUGUCUAUUGACACCAGGCAGCUUUGCUGUGCUCUUCUCAGUCCCUGCUAGAGACAUUUCUUCUGUUCAGACAAUCCUGCCCGGAUGUUUAGAAAGUCCACUUGAGCUUUAAAAAUCUGUUUUUAGCCUUAUCGCUCUUUUAACUUUCCAAAAGCUUCCAGAUCGUUGCAGUUAGGGCUGGGUGAUAUGUGGCGAUAUACUGAUAUAUCACAAUGUCUGAAAUAAGGAUAGGGCUAUGGAGAGGCGCUGGCUGGCUUCAUGGUUUUUCCUGCAUUGUGAUUUUUGCAUAGCAAGCACACACACAAUAUACAUACAUAUAUAUAUACAUAUACACAAUAUAUUGCCAGAUAAAAAACCAUGGAACCGAUGAUCACGAUACAGAUUUCAAACGGCUUUUGGAAGUUAUAUCGAUAUAUCGCCCAGCCCUCGUUGCAGUUAAUUUUCGUGAUGCAUACUUUUAUUAUUUGGAUUUUAUUUUUUUUUAUAAAUUGUUUUGAGGGUCUUGGUUUUUUCCUUCUUCUUUUUUAACAAUCCAGCAAUGCAUGAAUUUUAUGAAAUAAUAAAAUCAAUAUAAAUGAGUCCCGGGCAGCUGGAGGGGCACCAGGCUUGCAAAAGGCUUGCAGAGACUUCCCAUUCAUCCAGGCAGUUCCUCUCCCUGAGAUGCACUGUUUACAGCCCGGGAGGCUCCGGUCAAACUGACUGACUGUGGUGUCGUCGUCCCCCUGCACUUCCUCCUGAAAAAAAGGAACUCCUGCCUUUCCAGCCUGCUAGAGUUGGAUUCUCUCCCCUUUCAUCUUUCUGCAGUCAGUAGCCGUGUGUGUGUGUGUACACUUAACAGUAAAAAGACAGGCUAGGAAGAACGCUGUGAUAAACCAAACCUCCAAAGUUCCCCACCUGCUUGUUCCAUCUACUGAGACUCCUACUGAGAAGCCCCCGCUGGCUUGAGCAUUGCCCACCCAUUGCUCAGCUUAGCUGCACAGCCAGAGGACCUUGAACUGCGCCCCAUGAACCACCACCAGCAGCAGCAAUUGAGUUUUGUUCAGGUGGUCCAUGGCAGGUCCGCAAAACUGCGAUUAAAAAUCAAGCAGUGCAUGGCCAGUCACUACAACAGGAAGGGGGGGUAAUUAAGUGAGCCCUGGUGUAUCUGUGUGUGGCGGGGGGACCCACUGGACUAGAAACUUGCUGGAGCGGUUUUGAACUGGAGAGUCUCAGGAUCCGAAUUGCUCCAGCAGACGGCGAGUUCUGGUGCCGCGGAGAGUCCAGGCCCAGCCCCCGUGCCUCCAUUUUGCUUUCUUAAUUGCCUCCGGUGGAAAGAAGAACCUUUGGCGUUGUCACGCCUCCUUGUGCAACACGCCAGUGAAGCUUCCUGCCUCCUCUGAUUGGACUCGCAAGCUCCAACCCACCGGCAACACAGGAAGGAUGAUGGCCAUGACAUGACCCAGGAGGUCCUCCUUGCCUUGUCUCCCUUCAGCAAGGGGAGGAAGGAGGCCUUCCCAUUUCGGACCUUCUUUCCUCCUUUUAACAUCACAUUGUGCAAAAGUAUCCGGAGUGUAUUCUCAUGUCAGCCCCAGAUAAAUAAAGAUACAGCUGCACCCCCCCCCAUCCUCUCUAUUCUUGGACCCCCUUUAGCCCUGCCCUCCUCCAUGAAUUCAUCUAAUCCUCUUUUAAAACCAUCCAGAUGGAUGCCCAUCACUGCUUCCUGCAGGAAGGAGGGAGGGACACAGUUUAACUAUUAAAACAACUUUUAAAAUCCCAAAUCCUUCAGCUUUGUGGGAUGCCCAAGAGUUCUAGUGUUACGCGGGAGAAAAAGUUUAUCCGUCUAUUUUCGCCAGGCCAUGCAGGAACUGGGGUGGUGGUGGUGUUCCAGUUUGCCAAAGGCCACCUCCUAAGGUGAGAAUUGAGUAGGGGGGACACUCUCAGCCUCUGGUGAGCCCACAGGCACCAUGUGGCCCCGAGACUUGGUCUUCCAAGUCGAAAGUAGCCCGGCUGCAGGUGGACCUGGGCUCUGCAUCGUUGGGUGUGCAGGAGGAGAGGCUUCUUAAGGGCUGUGGCCUCUGCCGUGUCCGCGCAGAGCAGGAACUGCUGAGGGAGGUGAAGCAGGAGCUGAGGCUGCAUUUUCAGUUCCCCUCAGCUAAAAAUGCAACGGAGAGGGAGGGCCUGGCUGGCGCCAAAUGGAUCAGGCUGGGCCAGAGGCCUCAGCAAUAACCCAGAGGCCACAGGAAGCCCCUGCCGCUCUCGGAGCACAGCUGGAUCAGGCCACAACUGCUGGUUCAGGCCAAUGGCCCACCUAGUCCAGCAUCUCACAGUGGAAGCCAAGCUAUUGCGGCUACUAGCCAUUGAUAGCUCAUUCCGUGAAUUUGUACAAUCCUCUUUAAAAAGCCGUCCAAAUUAGUGGUCAUCCCUGCCUCCUGUGGGAGGGAGUUCCACAGUUAACAAUGCACUGUGUGGUGAAGGACUUCUUUCUAUCUGUCCUGGUUUUCUCAAGGUUCAGCUUCGCUGGACGCCUGCAAGUUCUCUGGGUUGCAAUAAGGACGACGAAGCUCCUUGGAAGCAUCUGCCUUCGAUGGAGCCAAGUGUGUGUGGGGGGGUCCCCCUCGCCCUGCCCGCCACCCUUUGCUCCUCCAGAGGCUCAGGUCCCAUCUCCCGGAGACCUUCCGCACCCAAAGCAGGCACUCUGCUCCAAAGGCAGCCUCACCCAACUGGGUGCUGCCCAUGACCACAACUCUCACCAACUCACCAGUUGCGCAGGCCAAAGAGGCAGUCUGGUCCUGCAGCGAUGGCCUCCUGCCCAGCCACUUCCCACCCUGCCGUUUGUUUCAACAGAGCUUUAGGCCUGCUUCUCCUAACCAGGUGUCCCCCUGAUGUUUCGGACCAUCAACUCUAGUCUAAUCAUGUGUCUGUGUUGUCUGAGUUUGAUGGAACUCAGAUAUAAACCAUGGGGUGGCCACACCCAGCAGGUUCUUCAGCUGUGAUGCCUGCCUUGCAGGGGGUUGGGCUAGAUGACCCUUGGGGUCCCUGCCAACUCUGCAAAUCAGUGAGCCCGUGGCCCUCCAGCUCUUGUCUUUUCCAUGGUCUCCAACUGGAUCAGCGGCUCCCAUUUAGAGUCAUCCCCAUCCCCAGCACUCCCUAUACUCUGAAAUGCAUUGGGCAGAAUCGCAGUCUGAACGACCCACCAAUGAAUAUAAUUGCACAACGACAUUCAGAACAGUAACACUGGAUGCACAUUCAUUCAAAAUCAAAUUAGAACUAUUUGGUUGAAUUAAAGAACAGAACAGUAGAGUUGGAAGGGUCACCCAGUCCAAUGCAGGAUCUAGUCUGAUAGCCAGCCCCCCCUUCCCCUUAGUGCCCCCUAGGUAAACCUAUUGGUGGGCUGGUGGCCUUUGUUGGCCAUCAUCUUGGGCUGUUUGGCUUCCGACCUCCACGGGGAAGCUAAUGAAGCUUUUGUCUGGCUUGGUCUGGGUCCUGCCAGCAGCAGCCGCCAGUCUUUUCUCCCCCUGCCACAGAAAGGCCAUUGUUCCUCUUCCUGGCGUGGAUUUCACUAACAAAUUGCUGUCGGGAAUGGCAAGGCCCCCAAGGAGAGGGGGUGUGGCGGGGCAGAGGGCUAAUCCCGGGAUCGGGAGCCAGCUGCACCUGCGCUCCUAAGGACAGAGGCAGAGAGCCACAGGCCCAUCUGGUCCAGCAUCCUGCUCACAGUGGC
Molecule: messenger RNA, 6033 nt
Organism: Zootoca vivipara (common lizard)
Lineage: Eukaryota; Metazoa; Chordata; Lepidosauria; Squamata; Lacertidae
Gene: RHOG
Product: ras homolog family member G
Biological process (GO): small GTPase-mediated signal transduction
Molecular function (GO): GTPase activity; GTP binding
Source: RefSeq, a predicted model, not a curated record